AUGUUGUUGUUGGAAAAAGCAAGUUCGGCUCGAUUGGCGAUCGAAAAGGAAAAUAAAUACGAAUUCAUCUUAUCAACAUAUGAUCCACAACUACCAGGUUCAGAUAAACAUAAACUAGGAUAUUUCGGAAUACCCACUCUUGUCAAAAUCAAAUCACUGACCAAACAGAUAUUUUACGGUGUAAAAUUCGCGAAGAAAGGAUCAAAACAUAUUAUAACAAAAUGGAAAACUCGCGAAAUAACUGACAACACAACAUAUAAUAUCAUAAUAUUUCAUGGUUUAGUCGAUCAACCACUGAGAACAAAAACUCAUUCAAAAUCUCACAAACGUUUCAUAAAAAUACCUGUUCAAUUGAAACAAAAACACAGAGUGAUUGUUGCUCAAUAUUGUGAUGAUAAACUUGAUUGGCCAAUUCUUAUCGAUUUUCGGAUUCCAUGUGACAGAUGCCCAAUUCGUGCUAAACAACUCAUUAAAAUCAGACGUCGAAGCAGUGUAUUCUAG
This is a messenger RNA of Schistosoma curassoni, 501 nucleotides long. The record is from the annotation of a GenBank genome assembly. Lineage: Eukaryota; Metazoa; Platyhelminthes; Trematoda; Strigeidida; Schistosomatidae.